AUGUCUCUGCUGUGCAUCUACCUCAGUCUGCUGGCCUUCAUCAUCACCUUCCUUUCUGGAGUCCAGAACUCCGCCCCUCAGAGCAGCAGGGAGGAGCAGAACCUCCUCCUGGACUCUGACCAGCACAUAGAGCCGGAUGCAGGCUCCUGCACGGCGGUGACGGCGCUUCUACACCUUUUCCUUCUGGCCACGUUCUCAUGGAACAGCGUGUACGGCACCCAGCUGGUUCUGCUGGUCCGCUCCAUGCACCGCAGCCUGCCGCCGUACUGGACUCCUCUCAGCGUGGGAGUCGGAUGGGGAGUCCCAGUGGUUGUCAUGGCGAUCACACUGGCAGCCACCUACAGGAUGGACCAGCCUCUGGGAUACAGACAGGAGGAGUUCUGCUGGCUCGCCGCUCUGGAUCAGGAGAAACGCUUCAGCUUUAGGAAACCCAUGUUCUGGGCUUUCCUCCUUCCUCUGGGCCUGGUUCUGAUCUACAACACGGUGCUGUUGGUCCUCACCUCUCUGAUCACCUGCAGGGUGGACUCCAGGCUCACCAGCACCAAACGCUCCUCUCUGACCAAGAAGAUCCUGGUCAGUUUCUCUCUGUCCGUGCUGCUGGGAUUAUCCUGGACUCUGGGAUACUUUGUCCUGGUUACCGCGGGAACCGCCCAGCUGGUCUUCAGCAUCCUGUUCUGCCUGUCCACCGCCACACAGGGCCUUCAGAUCUUCAUCCUCUUCACGGCCAGAACACCCAGCUUUCAGGCCUCUGUGAUGAGAUCUGUUCGCUACAUCGCCUCAGCUGCCGUCCCUUCCAGGUCCACCAAGUACUAUCUGUGGAAGAACUGGAGACAGACCAGCACCUCAGAGACCUACAAGGACAUCACAGAAACCACGGUCUAGGACCAGGAACUCUGGUUGGAUCAGAACCAACCGGCUGAAUAUUCUGGCAGAACAAAAAGCUAGAAGACAAACAGCAGGUAAAUCCCUCAGAUCAACCACCUGAUGGUUGGGUUAA
Cyprinodon variegatus (sheepshead minnow) is the source of this 997-nucleotide messenger RNA. It is a transcript of the gene adgrg7.1, whose product is annotated as adhesion G protein-coupled receptor G7. Gene Ontology annotation, biological process: cell surface receptor signaling pathway; adenylate cyclase-activating G protein-coupled receptor signaling pathway. Lineage: Eukaryota; Metazoa; Chordata; Actinopteri; Cyprinodontiformes; Cyprinodontidae. Gene Ontology annotation, cellular component: membrane. The transcript is spliced from 5 exons. The coding region runs from base 1 to 882 and encodes 293 amino acids. Gene Ontology annotation, molecular function: G protein-coupled receptor activity. The record is from RefSeq and is a predicted model, not a curated record.